AUGUGUUAUCUUGAUAUCCUUGAUAACCUUCCUCGUUUGCGACUUUCAUCAAGCCAAUUGAAGAUCUUCCUGUGGAUUAUGCGUGCAUGUGGUGCAAAAGAUGCACAGAAGAAGAUCCGAGAAGACUGUAGUGUUCGGGUUCAACCUUCGAAGUCGGAUUUUGGAAAUCUAUUUUAUACUACAGAUAUCCGAGACAUAAUGGCCCGGGAUCUUGCAAACCCUGAAGUUGCACCACUGAUUCAUGUUUAUCCUGAGGAUGUUAAUGGCAGUCCCAUUUCUGAAAUGUGGCAAGUACCAAAGGGUCGAUGGAUGGAACUUCCACUCGAUUUUCUUACCCCAUCCAUUCUGGUUGAUAAUAAACGGCACUAUAUUCAUGAAGUGGCUCAACUGAAGGAUCAUCAGUGGGUAAUUCCUAAGAUGUGGAUCACUCAGGCAGGGGAAAUUUUUGCCAGUUGUCAUGUUGUCAACAAAAAUGAACGGGGUCUGCUCACUGUUAAGAUGGACCAGGUCCGAGUAUCAGUGAAAGAGCUUCAUCUUACAUACAUGGAGCUUGUUGCACUAAAUAAAGGCGAGUUGAUCUUUGAGGAAGCAUUCUCAUCCUUUGCAUCCCAGAUUCCCAACUGUAAUCGGGCUAUCGAUAACGGUGAAGAUUUGUUUACAGUUUGGCUUGCAAUUUGGAUGGACGAUGUGUCGGGUGCACGUUCAAAACAAUACCAGAAGCAUGUCAAUGCCUACGCUCAGAUUUCUAACCUCCCUGGAAAGUUUUUGCAGCAUGAAUACUCUGUUCAUUUUGUUUCCACUUCACCAUUUGCCAGUGCACUGGAGCAAUUUAAACCAAUCGUCAAGCAGCUACAAUCUACUCAUACAGAGCCUGUUCGUUGCUUUAAUGCAUCCACAAAACGGCCAUGCAGUCUCCGGGGUGUGAUACCAGACUGCCCUGCAGAUAAUCCUCAACAGGCUGAGGAAAGUUCACAUAUUGGUGGCAGUGGUAAUUGCAAGUGUCGGUCAUGCCUUGCAGGGGGCGAAAAUGGAUUCCACGCAACAGUCGAAAAUUAUCAUGACUUUUACGAAUGUGGAAAACCUCGUAGUGUUCAAGAAAUUCGUGAUUGUGUGCUGGAGCAAAUCCGACUUGCAACAUAUGGUGUAUCUGCACGCGUUGAAGAGCUUCAGACGAGGACUGGCACAAAAGAUAAAAUUGCACAACGUUGGAUUGACAUUCUCAUCAAGGAAGCCCGUAGACAGCAGGGUGAGAACCCAGAAAAAAGCAAAGAAGAUAUAUCCGAAAUCCUGCUACUGUGGCUUGCCUCGCAGACAGACCAACCUUACAACCCAUUGCUUGAUGUUGAUUUCUUUGAUCCCUCACAAGAUACACUAGUUGAAAUUUUACACACUAUUCUGCUUGGGACCGAGAAAUAUGUUUGGCAUGGUUUACACUCAUCAUGGAGCCCCGAGCAGCAGGACAUCUUCACGGUUCGUCUGCAAAGUACGAAUACUGAUGGUUUGCUUGUCCCACCAAUUCGCGCGGCAUACAUGAUGCAAUAUCGUAAUGGACUCAUUGGAAAACAUUUCAAGACAUUGAUGCAGACUAUGAUAUUUCACGUACAUGGCUUGGUUACCUCCGAACAGAUGACUUUGCUGCGGACCACCGGAGAGCUUGGGGCUUUACUAUGGAUAUCCGAGAUUGCUGAUAUGGAAGAGUACAUCGCAGAUCUGGAGGUUCUCAUCGGAAAUGUUCUGGAUGCAUUUGCCAGUAUCGAUCCCUCAAAAAUUCUAGUCAAAGUUAAGCUCCAUACAAUCAUUCAUAUUCCAUCGAAUAUCCGGCGUCGAGGACCUGGAGCUCGCUUUUCCACUGAGGUCUACGAAUGCUUCAAUGGAAUCUUCCGAAUGUGCUCUGUUUUGAGUAAUCACCAAGCUCCCAGUCGAGAUAUUGCACACAAGUUCUCUGACCUUGAAUGUGUCAAACAUCUUGUUAGUGGAGGUUAUUGGUGCGACAGUGAAGGGAGGUGGGUGCAGGCUGGAAAUGAAGUUCGUUUACUGCUUCGUCAAACUCCAAUUUUCCAGAAGCAUCUUGGAUGGAGUCCAAAGCCAGAGUGGGUCCCUGGGUUCAUUAAGCGGGUCUCGCGUGCAAAAACGGUUUUGAAGUCCCUCUCCGACAUGGAAAUUCCUGGUGCAUAUAAUCCCUGUCACGUCGAUCUCUCUUCAAGCUCGAAGGACUGGACAAAUGGCAUAUACACCACAGCUGUGUCUGGAGAUCAAUGUCGAGUUGGAUCUUUUGGUGUCAUACAAUAUAAAACAUUGCAGUUUGUUGUGAAUGUGCAGCAUGAUUGUCGAGGCUCAAAUUGUCAGGCAUCAGGUACCACAAAGCAAAAGCAAGAACGACAGCAGUUGAAUAUUACGGUCAAAACUAUCCAACAUGUUGACGACCAAAAGUUCAUCAUAAAUACACAUGCGCUCCACAAUGCACAUCAUCUCCGGAGAUUUCUUCCUCGGUAUCUCACAGUACCCCGCCCUCUCUACCCUGAUCGCAAACAAUGGCACAGAGAAUUAGCUGGUAAACUUGUCGUGUCCCAGACGUUCUUCGAGUGCAUGCGCCGCCUGGGCCAAUUUGUUUCUCAAUAUCCUCUUCUGCUUGGCCUCAGCUCGGGCUUCAACAGCUUCAAGCAUGUGUUGCUCAAUAACAACCUGUGUGCGUACUACAGUCUGUUCCCUCGACAUUUCCUGCACCCAUAUAUCAGCAAGAUUUUCUUUGAUGUUCAAGUAGAGUUGGAGGCGGCUCCUGUACCAGCCCGGAGUCCGUUUAUCAGCAGGUGCCGCGAGAAAAGAGUAUGGUGA
This is a messenger RNA of Lentinula edodes (shiitake mushroom), 2832 nucleotides long. RefSeq lists its product as uncharacterized. The record is from RefSeq and is a predicted model, not a curated record. The transcript is spliced from 11 exons. The coding region runs from base 1 to 2832 and encodes 943 amino acids. Lineage: Eukaryota; Fungi; Basidiomycota; Agaricomycetes; Agaricales; Omphalotaceae.